UCUCCCGUCACCGCGGUGUGCGCGGAGAGUGAACAGGUGAAAGAAAAUAUACACCGACAGUUAUGUGACGAUUCCAAGGAGAAUUUUGCCUUUACUUCUUUACUGAGCAACAUCGGCUUGAGUUAGAACUUCGGCCAAAAUGAAGACUGCAUUUAUGGUGGCUGAGAAGCCGUCCUUAGCUGCGUCUCUAGCCAAUAUUUUGAGUAACGGAAGAUGCACCACCAGAAAAGGUUCCAAUGGCUCUUGCUCAGUUCACGAGUGGCUCGGCCAGUUUCGAAGCGAGACUGUCAAUUUCAAAAUGACCUCAGUUUGCGGGCAUGUCAUGAGUUUGGACUUUAUAGGAAAGUACAAUAACUGGGAUAAAGUUGAUCCCGCCGAGUUGUUUUCUUGUCCGACUGAGAAAAAAGAGGCUGUCCCCAAGCUCAAAAUACCGAGUUUUCUUGCAAAAGAGGGAGGGUAUUGCGAUUACUUGGUCCUGUGGCUCGAUUGUGAUAAGGAAGGUGAAAAUAUCUGUUUUGAAGUUAUACAAGCCGUUCAACAAGGAUCGACCAGGAGACUUAAUCCAAACGAUAUAUGGAGAGCAAAGUUUUCUGCCAUUACCGAUAAAGAUAUCAAAGCGGCACUGGCCAAUCUUGCCAAGCCAAAUGAAAAUGAAGCCAGGAGCGUGGAUGCUCGGCAAGAGUUGGAUUUGCGAAUUGGCUGUGCGUUUACAAGGUUCCAGACAAAGUUUUUCCAAGGAAAGUACGGCGAUUUGGAUGCCUCGUUGAUUUCAUACGGCCCUUGCCAAACUCCCACCUUAGGUUUCUGCGUCCAGAGGCAUGACGAAAUCCAAACUUUCAAACCCGAUCCAUAUUGGGUACUUCAGGUCACAGUCAAGACUGCGGACGGCUUGGACGUAGUCUUGAGUUGGAGCAGAGUGAGAUCUUUCGAUAAGGAAGUAGCCAACAUAUUUCUAAGCCAUGUCAAAGAGCACGACCAUGCAACGGUGACGAGCAUUCAGAGUACUGAAAAAUCGAAAGCAAGACCCAUAGCGUUGAACACUGUAGAACUUAUGCGAGUCGCCAGUUCUGGACUGGGCAUGGGUCCUCAUCAUGCUAUGCAAAUCGCUGAACGUCUUUAUACUCAGGGUUACAUAAGUUAUCCCAGAACUGAAACUACCUCCUAUCCAGAGAAUUUCGAUUUAGUAUCGACUCUGAAGCAGCAGCAGAACAGUUCAGACUGGGGAGAUGAAGUCCGUAGAAUUUUAAGCUCGGGGAUAAGUAAACCAAAAAAGGGACACGAUGCUGGCGAUCACCCUCCCAUAACGCCGAUGAAAUCGGCCAGUAGAAAUGAAUUGGACGGUGACUCCUGGAGGCUUUACGAUUACAUUACGAGGCAUUUCAUCGCAACUCUUGCCAAAGAUUGCAAGUACCUCAGCACGACCGCAAAGUUCGAAAUCGGAAUGGAGACGUUCUCCGUCACGGGACACUCCCUCAUAGAUCCCGGAUACACGAGCCUGCUUACAUGGCAGGCGUUAAGCAACAACGAGUCGCUUCCCCGAUUUUCCAUCGGCGAACGAGUAAAGAUCCAAGAGAGCAAGCUGUUGGAAUGCUUUACGCAACCCCCGGACUACCUGACGGAGUCGGAACUGAUCACCCUGAUGGAGAAGCACGGUAUCGGCACCGACGCCUCGAUACCGGUCCACAUCAACAACAUCUGUAUAAGAAAUUACGUGAACGUCGCGACCGGCAGGAAACUCGUCCCCACCUCGUUAGGCAUAGUUCUGGUCCACGGAUAUCAGAAAAUCGACCCGGAGCUCGUUCUGCCGACGAUGCGCUCCGCGGUGGAGGAACAACUGAACCUGAUAGCCCUCGGACGGGCAGACUUUCACGCGGUACUCCAGCACACCGUCGAGAUCUUCAAACAGAAGUUCCACUAUUUUGUGCAGAGCAUCGACGCGAUGGACCAGCUGUUCGAGGUUUCAUUCUCGCCUCUCUCUGCCUCUGGCAAGUCGCAUUCCAGAUGCGGCAAGUGCAGGCGUUACAUGAAGUACAUCCAAACAAAGCCGUCGCGGUUGCAUUGCGCGCACUGUAACGAGACGUACAAUCUACCUCAGAACGGUAAUAUUAGAAUCUACAAGGAGUUGAAGUGUCCAUUGGACGACUUUGAGUUGCUGUCCUAUUCGACGGGCACGAGGGGCAAGAGUUAUACUUUCUGUCCUUACUGCUUCAACAACCCACCAUUCAGGGAUAUGAAGAAAGGUUUGAGCGGCUGCAACGCUUGCACGCAUCCAACUUGUCCUCACGGACUGAACUCGAACGGACUGUCGAGUUGUUUGGAAUGCGAGAGCGGAAUUCUGGUACUGGACCCAUCGGCGGCUCCGAAAUGGAAGCUUGUCUGUAACCGAUGCGAUGUUAUCAUCCAUCUGUUUGCUGAUGCGCACAAAGUCAUGGUGGAAGCUGACGAAGUCUGCGACUGCGGAGCUCAGCUGGUUACCGUCGAGUACAAGCAGGACAAGAGCAAGUUACCGAACGAGGCGACGGAGAUGACGGGUUGUGUAUUCUGUACACCGGCUUUCACUAGCCUCGUCGAGAAGCACCGAGCGGUAGCCUCAAAACCUGUAGCGACCCGAGGUCGUGGACACGCCAAAGGUCGAAGCCGGGGCAAACCUCGCCCGCCCAAGGACAAAAUGGCACAGCUGGCUGCCUACUUCGUCUAAGACUCUCCUUACGUUUCGUUUUCUCAUCUAUACCCCCCACUCGCUUCCAAUUAACUCUACGGUAACGAUUAUGAUUUAUUUUGCGGAAGGUACCGAAAAAUCGUAAUACCCUUUUUUUACCGCAAUUCAUUUAAGACAGUACUAGACAAUAUACUAUGGUGUACCUUAUUUGAAAUUUGUAACGCUUCUUACGCAUGAUUCUACGUGUGUAAAUAAUUCUAGAUACUUACGCGACAGUCGUAACAAUGUAAACUUUUACUCUGACGAUGACUUCCGUACUUCUUUUGAUCGGUUUUUAUAUGUCCUUGGAUAUAUGUAAAAUUUACGCGUCAAUCUCAAGAUUGGAAGAAAGAAUCGCUAGGAAUCCGUUGAACUUUAGAUAAUUUUUUCUAACGAUUUCUAUAACACUAUCAGCUAACGCCUAGGGGCAUCCUGUUGUACUCGUAUAUGCAUCUGUCCACGCUAUUUUCUGCGCAAACGAAGCAUAAAUUUCGAAACUCUGCGCGUACUUCCCAAAAAUAUAAGCGUCGUAUCUCGCUACGUAGGUACAAACACUGAAGACUGAUCCCUCCGAAGAAGAAAAGGUCUGCGGGCAAGAUAUCUUCGCGUCUUGGGAAAAGACGAAAGAAUCUUUCAGGAGUGGAAGGCGCUCGAGCAGUAAGUGGCGUGGACAUUGGCGACAUUGCGAUACCUACUGUUGUAUGUAAAGUUUAUUGUAUACCUAUACAUUGUAUACAUAUGAAAACACAUUUGUAGAUCUUUUUGUAACAUUUUCCUGUUUCGUUUUUAAUAAAGCCACAAUAACGCACUC
Messenger RNA from Nasonia vitripennis (jewel wasp), 3509 nucleotides. RefSeq names its product DNA topoisomerase 3-beta-1 (gene Top3beta). Gene Ontology annotation, biological process: DNA topological change. Bases 140 to 2698 code for a protein of 852 amino acids. Lineage: Eukaryota; Metazoa; Arthropoda; Insecta; Hymenoptera; Pteromalidae. Gene Ontology annotation, molecular function: DNA binding; DNA topoisomerase type I (single strand cut, ATP-independent) activity. Gene Ontology annotation, cellular component: nucleus. The record is from RefSeq and is a predicted model, not a curated record. The transcript has 12 exons.